Molecule: messenger RNA, 2175 nt
Organism: Penicillium brevicompactum
Lineage: Eukaryota; Fungi; Ascomycota; Eurotiomycetes; Eurotiales; Aspergillaceae
Exons: 2
Coding region: 1-2175 (724 amino acids)
Biological process (GO): regulation of transcription by RNA polymerase II
Cellular component (GO): nucleus
Molecular function (GO): DNA-binding transcription activator activity, RNA polymerase II-specific; RNA polymerase II cis-regulatory region sequence-specific DNA binding
Source: RefSeq, a predicted model, not a curated record
AUGCGCAAACCAGGUGACGAGUUCAUUGUUCAGUUCAGGAAGAAAUUUGGAGACCUUCUUUUGACCUGCGAUGGUGAGAGAGGAAAGGGAGGCCCUUUUGUUCACCCGGAGGAUCCAACGUUACCUGUUAGAUAUGCCAACGAUGUUGAUUUCGUGGGUGCUAUGCAGGUAGACAACACGAAAUAUGAACAAGCAUCGGGGCUAGUGAGCGGUUCCUCAGUCUCCCGCAAAUCCAAUGCCCCCGAUUCGUUAUCUCCGGUGGUUCAUCCUAAAAAGCAUAAGACGUCUCACAGUCGCAACAUGACAGGAUCGGGCGCGGUCUACUACAACAAAGCAGGUGACCUCCACUCUCCUAUGAUAGAGUGGGGUGAAACAGCCGCGCCUUUUCUUGACGCAUCAAACCAAUGUACUUCGCCGAUUUCUUGGGUUGGGCCCGACUGCUUCGCUCCGCUGGCUCAGACUCAACAUUGGGUUUGUGAUAACACACACUACGGACAGCCGGACUAUAUGUCGGGGAUUUUCACGCUCCAUAAUUCUGCCUACUCAGCGGCGAAUGGACUCGGGGUCAAUCAUGGUAUCUCGACCGGUGAUAUGAGCGAAAAAACGGAUUCAAUGGCCGCAUUCGAGGCAGACAUCACUCAUGGUUCGCCAUUCGCCGAAGAAGAAACAUUUCGUUACAAUGUGACCUUGCUAGCCCCAACAUCAAUCGUUCGGCAUACCAAUGAACGCCCAGUGACAUAUCUCAACAAGGGUCAAAUCUACAGCCUCGAAGUGGUAGACCCUAAGCCACCCUUGAAGAUUGAUGGGCCGCUUAAAUUUAGAACAUUUGUGCGGGUAACAUUCGAAGAACAGGAUCAGAGGUCAGACCCUGUUAGAUCAUGGGAGCUAUGGAAAGAUGGUAGAGGCCUUAACGAAGCUUACAAGCGUCAAAGCGAGCUUUUAGCCGUCGAAUAUGUCGAGCCUUUCCAAGACAGUGCCAAGUGUCCGGAGCAUCGCCAGAUUCGACUUGAAAGGGCCACUGUUGAUGGGUUCUGUGUCACCUGGAUAGCUGAUCCGACUACGAAAGUCUGCAAGUAUGCCAUUUCCCUAAGGUUCAAUUUCUUAUCGACCGAUUUCAGCCGCUCGAAAGGUGUGAAAGGGGUGCCAGUCAGGUUGUGUGCAAAGACGGAAAUCCUACGGUCGGACGGCGAGGAAUGGAUGAUGGAGCACGACUCAGAAAUGUGCUAUUGUGUCAUAAAGCUCUUUCGAGACCAUGGUGCCGAACGGAAAUCAUCGAACGACGUGGCACAUGUCAAGAAAAAGAUCGAAAAGCUCAACAAGGAGAUCACCGACAGAGAGCUGGGCGUGGACUUGAUCGGACCAAAUCACGGAUGCGGUUCAAUGAACGGCGGUCAAAUCGGUCAUCGGCCUCAGAAGCCCAAAGGGGCUAUAAAAUCGCGGAAAGACUACACGACUGAUGAGGAUCUUCAUGCGGAGUUGGCCCAAACAUAUGCAUUAUUUCAAUCAGCCCAUGAAGUGAGUGUUCUUAGAUUUCGUGGUAACGAGCGAGACGAUCCGGAAUCGUAUCCUGUUAACUUACCACGCGGAACAAACACAAUGGUGAAAACUGGACACAUGGACAAUCAACAAACGGAGAGCACAUCCAUGCCUUCAGCCUCGGGAAAUGAAGGUAGAUUGCCCAAAGAGACUUACGUGCAACCUGAUCAUCUUCAAAGCCUUGUUAAUCCGCAACGUUCGCCUGAAAUCCCAACAGCUUCUAUUGGGGCCUUGCAGGAUUCACCACUUCACCCAUUACAGUCGUCCAAAGCUGGUUCGUACCGCAAUGUAAUAAUGUAUUUUUCGUACACUUACCCUCUCACAGUUGCAUGCUUUUAUGUACAAUUCAAACAAAAUGGGAAGGCACUCUCAAGCCACCAUCAUGCAAUAUACUUGAUAAAUCGCACCUCUCUCGAGCUUAAAGAAAAGCUUGCGAAAAAAGUGCAGAUUGACCCAAGUCUUAUCACUCAUAUAUUCUGGGAACACAGCAGAGGCUUCAAGGUUAUGGUUGAUGACAAUGUGAUCCAACAUCUUCCCGAGGCGCAAAUUAUGACUGCGGAUAUAUUUGAUAUUUCGCAAACGGAAGUGGCUUCUUCUGGCUCCAAACUCUGUCCGGUGAAAGUAAAGCUAGUUUUCUGA